Messenger RNA from Melanaphis sacchari, 525 nucleotides. RefSeq names its product LIRP-like. Bases 98 to 469 code for a protein of 123 amino acids. The record is from RefSeq and is a predicted model, not a curated record. Lineage: Eukaryota; Metazoa; Arthropoda; Insecta; Hemiptera; Aphididae. Gene Ontology annotation, molecular function: hormone activity. The transcript has 3 exons. Gene Ontology annotation, cellular component: extracellular region.
UCCUUAUAUAUAAGACCAACAACUGUUAAUAAUAAUCAGUUCAUCACCUUUCUGCUAACCAUAUCUACACUAAUUUAAACAUUCAUUCAAGAACAAAAUGAAAAUCAGUGUAUAUUUGAGUUUACUCCUCUUGACUUUAGUAAUCAAAAUUGUAAUAACUAAUGCUAACCUACAACUACCACCACAACAGUAUUGUGGUUCUAGUUUGGCAAACAUAAUGCAAAUUGUAUGUAAAAACAAGUACAAUGGACCAUCACAUGGGCGAAAACGAAAUGAAAUUGAUUCAGAUGUAUGGGAUUCCAAAGCUCUAGAAGACUAUAAUGAUAUUGACUACCCAUACCAAACAAGUCAAGAAGGAAUGUUAUUUAUGCCCACACGUAUGGUACGCUCUACUAAAAGAACUAUCAUCGAUGAAUGCUGUCGCAGACCCUGUUUAUUAUCUGAACUAAAAGGUUAUUGUGCUAAUUAAGAUUAAAUAGAUUAGAAUGUUUUUAGAAGCUAAAUAAAGUCUUAACUAUGAUUAUA